This is a messenger RNA of Cephus cinctus (wheat stem sawfly), 2606 nucleotides long. RefSeq names its product GRIP and coiled-coil domain-containing protein 2 (gene GCC185). The record is from RefSeq and is a predicted model, not a curated record. The coding region runs from base 163 to 2454 and encodes 763 amino acids. The transcript has 11 exons. Lineage: Eukaryota; Metazoa; Arthropoda; Insecta; Hymenoptera; Cephidae.
CGUUUAACUCGGCUACGACGGGAUACGCAUUGUCGAUGGAGGCGAUGAUCACAAUAACCUACUUCUAGACUCACCGCUACGAUUUAGCGCCAUGUUAUUAUUGUGAUCGACUAAAAUCUUAGCGUUGUGCAUCUCCCUACUCAUCUCUGCUUUUGGUAGCACAUGUCCCCCAUUGGGGAUACAGCCAUAAGGAAAGGAAGGAACGAAUCUCCACUUUUGGGUUCGCCUAAAACCGUAGCGUUGUGCAUCUCCCUACUCAUCUCUGCUAGUUCUUUCAUUAUGAACGAGUCGACUGCAGAUAAUGAUGACAGCUUUACGAAGAGCGAAGAAAAAGAGUCAAUUGAGGAUAAAUAUUACAAGCUUCGCGGCUUUGCAGUUAAAUUGAAGAAAAAGUUACAUGAUCUAUCUGAGCAGCUGAGAGUCUCGGAAACUGAGAAAAUUAAGAUCAGUGCUGAUAAGGAAGACUUGCAAAAUAAACUCAUGCAAAUAUCAGAAAAUGCAAGAAAGUUACAGACAAUUCACUCUGAGUAUGACAAACUACAAGAUGAUCUGGAACAAGAAAAAUGUGAAAAUAAGAAACUGGAAAAGAAUUUGGAAAGUCUUAUUUCUGAAAAUACAUCUCUUAAAGAGUCAUUGUAUGAAAAAAAAGAAAAUAUUACAAGAUUGUCCAACAAAAAUGAAUAUCUAUCAAAAGAAAAUGCAAAAUUACAGUUGAUUUUGAAACAAAAUCAAGAUAAAAUUAAUGUUUUAAUGGAUGAAAUAAAAACAGAGUUGGUAAUAAGAGAGCAAAAAGAUAAAGAGUAUGAGGAAAUGAAGAGUACUUUAAAUUUAGAAAUAGAUACACGCAAGACAAUUCAAGCCCAAUUAGAAUCUUUCAAACAAGAAUACGCAAUGAACAAUGUACUUUCCUUGGAAGUAGAAAAUUAUGAGAAAAGCAUAAGAGACCUGCAAACAAAACUCAAUGAAGAGGCUAUGAAAAAUGAUUCUUUUAAAGAUACAAUAGAAAAGCAUUUAAUGACCAUUGAUAACUUAAGUGAGCAAAUAGUUGAAUUACGGGAUACUUGCUUGACAAAAACGAAUCAAAUAACUAUUCUUGGGGAAAAGAAUGAACAUAUAAAACAGGAACUUUGCGAAGUGAAGCGCAAGGCUACAGAACACAAAAAAAAGAUGGAUAAGCUUAUUGAUGAACUGAGAGAUUUCAAGGCAAACACAAAUACACUUAAUGAACAGAUUGAAACCUUAUCUACUGAAAACUGUAGACUCUUGCAAGAAUUGAAAUAUCUUGAUGAAGCUCACAAUAAAAAGGUAAUGCAACUUGAAAAUGAAAUAGUCAACCUGAAUAUAGCAUUGACCAAUAGUCACAACGAGAUGGAGGCUCUACAGGCAGAAUUCACUGGAUAUAAAUUACGAGCCCAAAGUGUACUUAGAAAUAAACAGAGCCACAAUAAGGAAACUGGAUCUGGUGGGAGAAGCUUAAAUGAAAUCGAGGAAGAAUUGGAACAUACACGAACUCAUGCCGCUUUACUUCGAGACAAAUUAGAGAAUUACACACAACGCUUAGAAUAUUCGACAAGAGAAAUCAGUGUACUCAAGGAAGAACGAGACCAGGCAUACGCAACUCUUAAUGAAACCAUUGAAAAAAUGAAUAUACAUCGCCAAGAAUUUUCUUCAUUGAUGGAGCAGCGGCGUUCGGAAUCUUUAAAAUUUCAAGAAAUGCAGAUUGAACAUUCCAAGCAAAUUGAAGUACUUCAACAAACUCAGAAGAAUAAUUUAUCCACCAUCAAGGAAAAAUACCAGAUAGAAAUUCAAAACUUACAGAUGGAGGUUCAAAAAUAUAAAUGUGGAUCAAACGACAACGUUACGAAUAUAUAUCCAGAAAAGCAGGAAGAUUCGGUGGCCGAUACCGAAAACCAUCCCCGCUUUUCUGGAAUGUCAAUUUUAGAAAGAGAAGAUGGAGAGGGAUCAGAGAGCGUGGACUCCUAUCCAUCUGUUGCACCUAAUAUAGAGAAACUGCGGAAGCCCGCUCUGAUGCCUCUCGAUGAACUCUUGAACUCUCCGGAUGAUUUUACAACAAGUCAAAAUUCGUCUUUUCCGAACCGGCAGGAACUUGAAAUCUACGAGAGACGCGUCAAACAUUUGACGGCGUUACUCUCGGACGCUGAAAAGGAUAUUGCUAAGUUGACACAACUCAAUCAACUUCUUAAAGAAGAGAUAAGAAGACAGCAACGCAGUGUAGAGCGAGAGCAGCAUGCAAAUAACUUCGAAUAUCUCAAAAAUGUUGUUUUCAAGUUUGUCACGCUAAAAAACGGGGACGAGCGUAGCCACCUUAUUCCAGUAUUAAACACAAUUUUAAAGCUCAGUCCCGAGGAAACACAGAAAUUAAAUGUCGUUGCUGGAGUAACGGGAAAGAGCUGGAUACCAGGAAUACCAAUACCUGGAUGGAAUCACAACUGAAUUAAGCAUUAUUGUACUGCAACAUCUCUUCUGAGAAUGCUAAGCACGUUCUAUUACAUAUGUAUGAAAUUGUAAAUAUUAUAAAGAAUAUAUCUGCAAAAUUAGUUAAAUUUAAAAAAAAACAUUAAUGCAAUAAAUUUUUGGACAAAUUA